This is a messenger RNA of Pocillopora meandrina, 4382 nucleotides long. Lineage: Eukaryota; Metazoa; Cnidaria; Anthozoa; Scleractinia; Pocilloporidae. The record is from the annotation of a GenBank genome assembly.
AUGAUGGAAGUAGAAACAGAUAUCCUAAGGGGACAGUUUGAACUGCUGCCAACCAAAAGGAAAAACUCUGUGAUUCUUUCAAAGACAUCUCUCUCCUACGGUGGAGGCAGGGAUGGUUGCUGCGUUUGUCUGGGGCAGCAUGGCUCUCUGUCAAUAGUGACAACGAAAGUGGUUGAUAUUUACGGCGCGAAGGCGUACCAAGGGCCUGAAGGCGAUACUGCUGCUUACUUUCAAGUGUAUUCUUGUCCUAGGUAUGAAAAGAAACGAGUACGACAAAAAGUCUGUUUUAGGGUGUCUUCCUCUGAUAGCGAAGAGGGUAACAUUGCGAUAGCGGAACAAUGGGUUCGAACUAUUUUAUGGUUAAUCAAAGAUCCAGAGAGGAAUUUGAGCUGCGAACAAGGUAAGACGACUCAGGAGAUCUGUCACAUGAAAGGGGGAAAGAUUUUUCCGUGCAAGCUUUCAGUUUUUGGUAGAACUUACUUUAGGUUAAUAUAUUUUGCUUCAAGGAAUACGAAGUCACGAGUUGUGUAGAUAUCUCCAAGUCACGAGAUCAAUUGUUUGCUCCUUAUUUGUUUCGAACUUGUCUUCACUAAUAGUAGAACACAACGUAGAGGUGGGCGAUGGAAUAGAGGAAAACGCUCGUUACUGAGAGUUUACUCCUCGCCAACACAGAAGGGAAUAAAAUGCAGUGAGAGGAGAGAAUUAUCGAUUUGUGUUUUCAAACAAGAUGUAAAGAGGAUUACGUAAUUUUAAGCAGUGUAAAGGACAAAAGAUAUUCUGAAUAUUCUCUAUCAUUUGGGAUCUUUAUUAAGAAAUGUAGGCACAGGAGAAUGAUGUGAAGUAGGUGGAGAACAUCCUCCACAUUGCGUCAAAAGGUGCUCUGGUCAUCUGUCUGUCGGCCAAUUAUAAACCUCUUAAGAAUUUUUAGGCUAGAUGCUCAAAACCAGACUUGAAAUUUGAUGGAAUAAUCUGUGUAAAAACUCUCCUUAACCCUUUAACUCCCAAAAAUCUGUUUUUAAUUCUCCUUACUGUCUGUCAUGCAAUUUAUGUAAUGUUAGUUUGGAGAAUUUGAAUUUGGACCAACCAAUAAUGCCCUAAUUGAUAUUUUUCUUUAUUCUCAUUACUUGUCUGCUUCACAUUGUAUUGAUAAUGUAAGGAGAAAUUCUUUCAAGAUCACUAGUGGGACUUAAAGGGUUAAACCUCCUUGGAAGUAACUUGGAUAUAAAGAUUUAAAAUGUCUGAAAGGCCAGCGGGCUCAAAACUGGGCUUAAUUUCCACUGCUCUCUUGUGUCUGAUCUUUGCUCCUUGCUGAGAAGAGUGGGUUUAAGAGGGAGGAGCACAGGCUCAUAUUCCUGAACAGCAGCUGGUAAUUGACCCUAGCUCAAAACCAGACACAAAAAUGUUGGGUAUGAAAACUCUUGUAAUGCAACUGUCAAAUUUUUAGAUUGAGUGUUUUGGAUCAGAUGAAAUCCAUGCAGCUUUUCACUCCUCAGAUUAUUUUAUAGUUAUAUGGAUGUUGUUUUGAUACAUUUUACAGAAGAAAGGACUCUUCCCGCUUCCCGCAAACUUCUGAUACUUAUCAACCCAUUUAGUGGAUCUGGAAAAAGCGUGAGAAUCUUUCAUGAACAUGUGGAGCCAAUGUUGACUGAGGCAGAAUUAGAAUUUAACGCCAUAACAACAGGUAAUUUAUUCUGUUGGCAUACAGUAAACCUAUUCAAUUAAAAAUUGCAUGCUAAUUAUCCCCUUCCACACCAUUCUUGCACGAAGCAACAAAUAAAUAAGACAGUGAAUCUGUUUGGGCAUCUUUAAUGAGGAAACAAGGAGCCCCCAAGGACUCAAGAAAAGGGAGGGUAAAGAAACAUCUGCAAUGUCAGAACGAACGAAAAAAAGUGGUGAUAUGUCAUCCAAAUGUUAGUAAACAGCUGGCCAGGUGCAGCAUGUUGGCCUGGGGCUAAUUUAGUCAUUUCCAUUGGAGUAUGAACCCUGUGGGUGAGCAUCUCCAUGGUACCAGUAUGUUGAGUUAAAUAUCAAUAUCAAUAUCAAUACCUCCAGCUGUAGUCUUUGAAAACUUUUUUCUUUUUGGAAAGUGUAAUUUCCUAGGACAAAUAUCCUGGCACAUUUUUGUUCCAAAAAGAGGCUUUUGUUUAUUUAACUUGUGUAUUUUUGCAAAUUACUUUUCAGAAUAUGCUGGUCAUGCAGGAGAGAUGAUUUUGACAAUGAACCUUCUUGAUGUUGAUGGGAUUGUUAUUUGUUCAGGAGAUGGCUUAGUGUAUGAAGUAUGUUUAUUCAACUAUUCCUUAAUGAUAUCCUGGCUGUCUAAGUACUUCUCAAAAAGUACUCCAUAUUAGAUUCACAACAAAUUUUUAAAUUUAGGUCAUAAAUGGUUUGAUGAAACGUCCUGAUUGGGAAGCUGCAAUAAAUAUUCCCUUGGGAGUCAUACCAACUGGUUCUGGAAAUGCUCUUUGUCUUUCUGCACUAUUUGCCACAGGGUAAGUUAAAAAUGCUAAUUUUUGAGGCUUUUAUUGUUUUUGUGCUUCUCUGCUUGUGGCUCUCUAGGUUUUGUUGUUGCCAGUGGAGAUAAAAUUUGAGCCAAAGAAUCUUAAAAAUAUGUUUGAUUUAGGAAAAAACUCUUGUCAGUGUUCAGUAUAUAUUCUUAAAGGUAAGAAUAAUCAGGUGGCUUAAUUAUUCACCAUGAGGAUUUUUUUAAAAAGUGAAUAUAUAAAUAGUGCCCUUUUUCUUGUUCGAAUGGUGACUACAGUGUAAUAAUAUUGUUGAAUAAACAGAUGCCUGUUUCAGGAAGGGCAAUGUCACUGUACUGAUAAAUAAUUUUUCAUUAUGUUUUUAGGGAGCCAAAUGAUGUGACAAGUGCCAUUUUUGGUAUUAUUCGUGGGAAUCUUAUGGAUUUAGACAUCUGUUCUGUGAUAACACCAACAGAAAAGUUGUAUGCAUUUCUCUCUGUGACUUGGGGAUUAGUUUCUGAUGUUGACAUUGAAUCGGAGAGAUACAGAUUUCUAGGAGAGACAAGAUUUCUUAUCGGCACAGUAGCAAGAAUUAUUGGACUGCGCAAAUACCGAGGUCGCCUUUCAUAUUUGCCCGCCGAUGAUAUAAACGGUGGAGAGGAUAAUUUAGCAUAUAACUUUACCCCAAAGGAAGAUGUUAGCAAUAGUGCAGCAGAAUGUGAUGUAACAUCCCUCUCUCAACACCAGGCGCACAUUCAGGAGAAUUUAAAUGGUGUGUUCAGCAAACGCAUCAGUGGAAAUUUUUCAAGCCUGGGGCCAUCAGAUCAUCUUCUUCCCCCCCUGAGUUCAGAACUGCCUCCAAGCUGGAGGGUUGUGGAAGGAGAGUUUAUCCUUGGAUGUCCUGUGUUUUUGAGUCACCUAGGCACAGACUUGAUGGCAAACCCAGAUGGAAAGUUUGGCGAUGGGUUGAUGGGAAUCUUUUAUGUUAGAUCAACUACUGGCCGAAUGGCUCUUCUGGAUCUGUUUGGCAAAAUGAAGGAUGGAUCACACGUUCUCAGCCAUCAUGUGGAGUAUGUUAGAGCCUAUGCUUUCCGUUUAGAACCAGACACUAGUCAGACUGGAAACUUAGUUGUUGAUGGCGAGAAAAUUGACUAUGUUCCAAUCCAGGGACAAAUUCAUAAGUCUCUUGCCAAGUUGAUGUGCGUAACACCACCACCUAAAAUGUAGGGAUUUUUCAAUUACAUUUAGAAAUUAUCAAAUAGUUACAUUUAUGAAUGUUGAACUUGGUUAUUGAGAUAAUUGAAUUUCACAGUUAAGUAAAACUGUGGGCAGAUUUUAGCUAGGGACUGAUUUAAGAAUUUAAGGGGAAUGAAACUGGGGUCUGGUCAAUUGUCUAUUCCUUUAUAUUUAAGAAUUUUUUAACUUUUAAAAAGGCUGCCUAUGAAUAUGGUGGAACUAAUGACUAUUAUAAUGUUAACAAGACUUUUUACCUUUUAAUUCAACAAAUUUUAUAUUUUUUGAAAAACAUUCAACAUAUUAUUUAUAAUGAUGCAGAGAUUAUCUUCAAGAUGAGCUUUUUAUUUCAAUUUUAUUACUGCACAACCUAUGUAAUUGAAAUUUACCAGAAACAGAUGUGCAAUAAAGUGAGUAAAUGCAUUUGAUAAUUUAUUAAUCAAAGUUAAUUAGGCAUUACAGAUCUGGGAAUUCUUCAUCUACUUUACAGAAUUCUCAGCAUAAAUUUCAAUGGCAUGAGCUAGUUUCUCUUCAGGAAAGGAAAUCAUUGUUUUGUCACUUUACACAAUUCUCCUGCUAAGUACUCCAUUUCUAAAUGGAGGCACGGAAUCAAGUAAAUUUCUUUUUAAAAUAUUAGUUGCCGGUAAGUCAAUAAAAAAUUGCUUGAAUAUGUUUGGUUCUUCAGACACG